Molecule: messenger RNA, 2265 nt
Organism: Suncus etruscus (white-toothed pygmy shrew)
Lineage: Eukaryota; Metazoa; Chordata; Mammalia; Eulipotyphla; Soricidae
Product: tetratricopeptide repeat protein 30B
Exons: 1
Coding region: 214-2214 (666 amino acids)
Biological process (GO): intraciliary transport
Cellular component (GO): axonemal microtubule; intraciliary transport particle B
Molecular function (GO): protein binding; intraciliary transport particle B binding
Source: RefSeq, a predicted model, not a curated record
GCUGUGCUCCGCGCUCUGGAAUCCUCAGGCAUCAGGCACUCGAAAUGGAGGGAAGCACUCUAGGAAGAACGCUCCACUUUUAAUCGAACCCGUCAGCUUUAAAAUAACAUUUGGAGUAAGUAGAAAACUAAAAAACAAACAAACAAACAAAACUCAGGGUUUCGUUUCCGGUGCGCUCGUUACCGGGCAACCGGGACGCGCGUCCUCCGGCCCAUGAUGGCGGGUCCUGGCGGUGGGCAGAUCCCGGAUGGCGAGUUCACCGCGGUCGUGUACCGCCUCAUCCGGGACUCCCGGCACGCCGAGGCGGUGCAGCUGCUGAGCGGGGAGCUCCAGCGUAGCCCCAGCAGUCGCGCCGGCCUCUCGCUGCUGGGCUAUUGCUACUACCGCCUGCAGGAGUUCGCGCUAGCGGCCGAGUGCUAUGAGCAACUGGGGCACCUGCACCCAGAGCUGGAGCAGUACCGCCUGUACCAAGCCCAGGCGCUGUACAAGGCCUGCCUGUACCCCGAGGCCACGCGCGUCGCCUUCCUGCUCCUGGACAACCCCGUCUAUCAUAACCAAGCCCUGCGUCUGCAAGCCGCCAUCAAGUACAGCGAGGGCGACCUGCCAGGGGCCAGGAGUCUGGUGGAGCAGCUGCUGAGUGGGGAAGGGGGAGAGGAGAGUGCGAGGGAGAACGAGGCCGAUGGCCAGGUCAACCUGGGCUGCUUGCUCUACAAGGAGGGGCAGUAUGAGGCUGCGAGUUCCAAGUUUACUGCAGCCCUGCAGGCCUCAGGCUAUCAGCCUGACCUCUCCUACAACCUGGCUUUGACCUGUUACAGCAGCCGCCUGUAUGCCCCAGCCUUGAAGCACAUAGCUGACAUCAUUGAACGCGGUAUCCGCCAGCACCCAGAACUCGGUGUGGGCAUGACCACAGAGGGCAUUGACGUUCGCAGUGUGGGCAACACCCUAGUUCUUCACCAGACAGCUCUGGUGGAAGCCUUCAACCUCAAGGCAGCCAUUGAAUACCAAUUGAAAAACUUUGAGGCCGCCCAGGAAGCUCUCACAGACAUGCCACCUCGGGCAGAAGAAGAAUUGGAUCCGGUGACCCUGCAUAACCAGGCCCUCAUGAACAUGGAUGCUAGGCCUACAGAAGGGUUUGAAAAGCUACAGUUCCUGCUCCAGCAGAACCCCUUCCCCCCAGAGACCUUCGGCAACCUUUUGCUGCUCUACUGUAAGUAUGAGUAUUUUGACCUAGCCGCCGAUGUCCUGGCAGAAAAUGCCCAUUUGACUUAUAAGUUCCUCACACCAUAUCUCUACGACUUCUUGGAUGCCAUGAUCACUUGCCAGACAGCUCCUGAAGAGGCUUUUGUUAAGCUUGAUGGGCUGGCAGGGAUGCUGACUGAACAGCUUCGGGCACUCACCAUACAAGUACAGGAAGCAAGACACAAUAGAGAUGAUGAAGCUGUCAAGAAGGCUGUGAAUGAAUAUGAUGAGGUUCUUGAGAAGUAUAUUCCCGUGUUAAUGGCCCAAGCCAAAAUCUACUGGAACUUAGAAAAUUACUCAAUGGUGGAAAAGAUCUUCCGCAAAUCCGUAGAAUUCUGUAACGACCACGAUGUGUGGAAGUUGAAUGUGGCUCAUGUUCUGUUCAUGCAGGAGAACAAAUACAAAGAAGCGAUUGGUUUUUAUGAGCCCAUAGUCAAGAAGCAUUAUGAUAACAUCCUGAAUGUCAGUGCUAUUGUGCUGGCUAACCUCUGUGUUUCUUACAUUAUGACAAGUCAAAAUGAAGAAGCCGAGGAGCUGAUGAGAAAGAUUGAAAAGGAGGAAGAGCAGCUCUCCUAUGAUGAUCCUGAUAAAAAGAUCUACCACCUCUGCAUUGUGAAUCUGGUGAUCGGGACACUUUAUUGUGCCAAAGGGAAUUACGACUUUGGUAUUUCUCGGGUCAUCAAGAGCUUAGAACCUUAUAAUAAAAAAUUGGGAACUGAUACCUGGUAUUAUGCUAAAAGAUGUUUCCUGUCCUUACUAGAAAAUAUGUCAAAACAUACAAUCAUGCUCCGUGACAGUGUCAUUCAAGAAUGCAUUCAAUUUCUUGAACACUGUGAACUCUAUGGUAGAAACAUACCUGCCAUUAUUGAACAACCUCUGGAAGAAGAAAGAAUGCAUAUUGGAAAGAAUACAGUCACAUAUGAGUCCAGACAGUUAAGAGCCUUGAUUUAUGAAAUUAUAGGGUGGAAUACAUAGUAUAUUUGACAAUGUUUUUUAUGGUGGCUUUAUAGUUAUAUUUGUACUGCU